Messenger RNA from Drosophila arizonae, 3716 nucleotides. RefSeq names its product Methoprene-tolerant (gene Met). Gene Ontology annotation, biological process: regulation of DNA-templated transcription. NCBI's taxonomy places the organism in Eukaryota, Metazoa, Arthropoda, Insecta, Diptera, Drosophilidae. Gene Ontology annotation, molecular function: protein dimerization activity. The record is from RefSeq and is a predicted model, not a curated record.
UUUGCCACAAUUGUCGCCGAGCUACAUAAUUGUUUAAUAAACAAUUAAUCACUAAUAUAAACAAAAUAGUGCGAAUAGUGCGUGCGAUAUACAAACUAAUUGUAUGUUCUUUCCAUUGAUUCGCUUCCAAUACGUUCGUAAUUUGCGGGCAGACCAACAACAACAAAAACAACAACGAAAACAAUAAAAACAAAAACAAGAGAGGCAAAGCCACAACGCAAAGGAGAUUGAGAUUCGCAACGCAAUCAAAAAAAAUUCCAUAAAACGGAAUAUAACAUACGCUGCCUGAGUGUGUGUGUGUUGUGCGUGUGUGUGCCGUGAGAGAGAAAGAGGAAGGGGGCCGCGCGCAUAGCCCAAAGGUGGUUAACAGCAGCAGUAGCUAGAGAAGCAGCAGCAACAAUAACAACAAGAACAAACACAACAACAACACKACAAGCGAGACCUUGAAAACUUUAAAAGAAAUAGCAACAAAAAAAACUCAAAUUUUAACGAAAAACGCAAACAGAGCCGAGCGCAGAGAGGCAACGGCAACGGCCGCAAAGUUAUGGAGAGUGACAAUUUUCCGCAACGCGCCAAUUAACAAUAAUAAUACUAAUAAUAAUAAAAAAUAAUAAUAAUACCAACUAAAACACCAAAUGCAUGGAGAUCAGCGAAUUCGAAUUCGAAUUCGGAAGCCGUGAACACGUAAACGUAAACGUAAGAAUCAAAAUCAAAACAAGCUAACGAUUUACACCCAUAACAAUAGCAGCGCCCACACACAUAGCACUCACACACAUCAUGGCAGCAGUAGUUGCAGCCACAGCGAACAGCGGCAGCGGCUGCGUCGCAGUUAUGACAGCAGCCACAGCCGUCGGGGACAGUGAGACGAACGACGGAAGCGGCGCAUCGAAUGGACGAGAAGCGCGUAAUCUGGCCGAGAAGCAGCGGCGGGAUAAGCUAAAUGCGAGCAUACAGGAGCUGGCCACAAUGGUGCCGCAUGCGGCCGAAUCGACACGGCGUUUGGAUAAGACAGCCGUGCUACGAUUUGCCACCCACGGCCUGCGGCUGCAGUACAUCUUUGGGAAAUCGGCAACGCGUCGUCGACGCCGGCUGAAUAUGAAGUCAGCCGGCGGUGGCAGCGCCACUGGACCAGAAGCUGUCGGAGGCAAUGGCAAUGGUAUUGGCGUUGGCGAUACGCCACUGCUGACGGAUAGGCUGAUGCAGCUGCUCGACAGCUUCUUUCUGACGCUCACAUGUAACGGGCAGAUUGUGCUCGUGUCGGGCAGCGUGGAACAGCUGCUCGGCCACUGCCAGUCGGACCUGUACGGCCAGAAUCUGCUGCAGAUAACCCAUCCUGAUGAUCAGGCGCUGUUGCGUCAACAGCUAAUACCGCGUGACAUCGAGACGCUCUUUUAUCAGCAGCGCCAAUGCCAGCGGCAACGUCGCAGCCAACAGCACACACAGUCGCAGUCGGCCAGCGACGAUGAUGACGACGAUGAAGAUGAUGGUGGAGGCGGAUGUGGAGGUGGAGGUGGGGGCAGAGGCGGCGGCAGUUGUGGGGGAGGCGACGAUGACGAGGAAAUGGAACAACUAGACCAGGACCUAGAACGAACACGCACGCCCAGCCCCCAAACCAUCGCCCAUAUGGCGGCCAUCGAUGAGCGGCUGCGCGCCGAUCGACGCUGCUUCACGAUUCGCCUCGCCCGCGCCUCGACCCGUGCCGAAGCCACGCGUCACUAUGAGAUGGUCAAAAUCGAUGGUUGUUUUCGGCGCAGCGACUCGUCCGUGACGGGUGGCGCGGCCGCCAACUAUCCAAUCGUAUCGCAGCUGAUAAGGCGCUCACGUAAUAAUAAUAUGUUAGCAGCCGCCGCCGCCGCAGCAGCAGCAGCAACAAAUGCAGCAGCAGCGGCAGCGGCGACGACGACAUUAACCGCACCCUGCCUGCCGCAGCACGAUGCCAUUGCACAGGCAGCGCUGCAUGGGAUCAGCGGCAACGACAUCGUCCUGGUGGCCAUGGCGCGAGUGAUGCGCGAGGAGUCAACCUGCCUGAGCCUCAUGUGCCGCCAGCCGGAGCCGUAUCAGCUGGAAUACCGAACGCGGCACCUCAUCGACGGCAGCAUCAUCGACUGUGAUCAGCGCAUUGGCAUCGUGGCGGGCUACAUGAAGGAUGAGGUGCGGAACCUGAGCCCGUUCAGCUUCAUGCAUUUGGACGAUGUACGCUGGGUGAUUGUGGCACUGAGGCAGAUGUACGACUGCAACAGCGACUAUGGCGAGAGCUGCUAUCGUCUGCUAUCGCGAAAUGGACACUUUAUUUACCUGCAGACGAAGGGCUUCCUGGAGAUUGACAAGAACAGCAACAAGGUGCAUUCGUUUCUGUGCGUCAAUACGCUGCUGGACGAGGAGGCCGGCAAGCAGAAGGUGCAGGAGAUGAAGAACAAAUUCUCGACGAUCAUCAAGGCCAACAUACCCACGCACACCAGCCCCGAUCUGCCGGCAUCUCGGGCGCCCCAGCAGCUGGAGCGUAUUGUGCUCUACUUGAUUGAGAAUCUGCAGAAGAGCGCGAAUGGUGGCCAGGCCAAUGGUGGCGCUGCCGAUGCGAAUGGCAAUGGCAGUGCCGACGUCCACAUGGAUGCCGUGGAUGAUAUGUGCUGCAGCAGCAGUUCGCCCGCCUCUAGCCAUGCGACGGGCACAUUCGAUGAGCAGGCGCCGUCCCCUGCACCGCUGGCCCUUGUGCCACCCGCGCCUGGCCAUGUGAAGCACUCGAUAUCGAAGUCGGUGAAUGUGGUGAAUGUGACGUCGGCGCGAAAUCUGCAGUACCAGCAGCAGAAACAGCAGCGGGAACAACAACUGGAGCUGAAACAGGAGCAGAAGCAGCAGCAACUGCAGGAGCGCAACAUUGUGAACGGCAGUGGAGGCGGCGGCGUCACACGCCAGCUGAGCAUCAGUCUGAGUGAGAGCUCCACACUGUCGCCGGCUAGUGCCAGCAGCUUGGAGCUGCCGGAUGAUGCCAACAGCAAUACAUCCCCUCCGCCAGCAGCGCGCGUCAGUGUGCUCCAGAGGCUAAUGGCGACACCGCCGACGACGACAGCGACAACAACGGUAAUGCCGAAGACGGUGGCCGCUGAAGCGCCAUCGCCGCCGGCGCAGCUGCGUGCGGUGCUGUCCAAUACGCUGCGCAGCCUGGAUACGAAGCUGGCGACGCUGGGCGAGGAGGCGCAGCAGCAGAAACAGCAGCAGCGACAGUGCAGCGCACUGCCGCCCAAAUACGAGAGGCAAAUGGAUGCCAUAUUGCUGGAGCACCAGAAGCAGAAGCAGCUCCUGGUCAACAUUAAGAGCGAAUACGAUGCGGUCCAUCAUCACACGAUUUCAGUGAUAUCCAAGCAAGCGACAACGACAACAGCGUCCAGUGAGAGUAACGGCAGCAGUAACAGCAGCAGCAGGAGCGGCAGGAGCAACGGCAGCCAAUAGUGGUGGAGAUUCAAAUGUGGCGGCCUGUGCGCUGCAAUGGAUUAGCUACAAUCUUUAAUUUAUUUAGUCUAAAUAGCUCAGUAUUCAGUGCACGGCUGGAGCUUUGGCUACCUAACCGCCCACCCUCAACCCUCAGACCACUCUAGCUUCCCCUCCCCACACACUGCAGCAUCCAGAUCCCAUUUCAAGACCCAGUGCGAUCAGAGUACAAAAUCAUAUAUAUUGUUUUAAGCGAAAUUUACUCACUAACUAUUAACACGUUUUAACAA